AUGGAGGCAGGCGGCGGGGCCGGCGCGGGAGCCGCGGGCUGGAGCUGCCCCAGCCCCAGCCCAGGGCCCACAGUAACCACAUUAGGCUCUUAUGAGGUAUCUGAGGGUUGUGAGAGGAAGAAAGGCCAACGCUGGGGGUCCCUGGAACGCCGUGGGAUGCAAGCUAUGGAGGGGGAGGUGUUACUUCCAGCUCUAUAUGAGGAGGAGGAGGAAGAGGAAGAGGUCGAAGAAGAACAUGAUCAAGUACAGAAAGGAGGCAGUUUGGGCUCUCUGUCACUGGGCAAGCAUCGGGGCCUGAGCCUCACAGAGACAGAGCUGGAUGAGCUGAGGGCUCAGGUGCUCCAGCUGGUGGCAGAGCUGGAGGAGACCCGUGAGCUUGCUGGGCAGCAUGAGGAUGAUUCCCUGGAGCUUCAAGGCCUCCUGGAGGAUGAGCGGCUGGCCAGUGCCCAGCAAGCAGAAGUGUUCACCAAGCAGAUCCAGCAGCUCCAAGGUGAGCUGCAACAUCUACGGGAGGAGAUUUCCCUGUUAGAGCAUGAGAAAGAAAGUGAACUUAAAGAAAUAGAACAGGAGUUGCAUUUGGCCCAGGCGGAGAUCCAGAAUCUACGGCAAGCUGCAUCAGAUUCUGCAACUGAACAUGAGAGUGACAUCGCAUCCUUGCAGGAAGAUAUCUGCCGCCUGCAGAAUGAACUCGAUGACAUGGAACGCAUUCGAGGGGAUUAUGAGAUGGAAAUUGCCUCUCUCCGUGCAGAGAUGGAGUUGAAGACGACUCAAGCAUCUGAUAUAAGUGUUUCGAACUUCUCUGGGAUACAAGAAGAACUACACCAGCUUCGGGAGCGCUACCACUUCCUGAACGAGGAGUACCAGGCCUUGCGGGAGAGCAACAGCAGCCUCACAGGGCAGCUUGCUGAGCUGGAGAGUGAUAGGACAAGAAGAGCAACAGAGCGAUGGCUGGAAUCCCAGGUGCUGAGGAAUGUGAUGUCAACUGAGUCUCAGACCUCAGAACUGGACUUCCCAGAGCCUGACCCUGUGACGCAGCUUCUGCGCCAGCAGCUGCUGGGAGCUGAGGAACAGGUGCAGGACAUGCAGAAGAAGUAUAAGAACUUGUGUUGUGAAUUGGAAGAGCAACGGCAUCAUCGCUGGACCAGCGAGGAGGAGCAGAAGCGGCUGGAGAGGGAGCUCAAGUGUGCCCAGAGUGAGAUGCUCCGGUUUCAGACCUCCCACGAUGUCACCCAGAAUGAGGAGCUGAAGAGCAGGCUCUGUGCCCUGCAGCAAAAGUAUUAUGAUAGCCAGGAUAAGCAGAACGAGCUCCUGAAUGUGCAGUUGCAGCUUGAGUCUGAGCUCCGGCAGCUCAAGAUCAUCAGAGCCACACCCGUAGAGAGCCAAAGCGAGAAGGAGUUAAUGUGCCAGCUCCAGAAGCUGCAAGCCCAGCACCAUAGCAGUGUGUGUGAGAAGGAAAAGCUGCUGGAAGCGCAGUGUCACCUGCAGGACAAGCUGCGGGGCCACGAGACGGAGCUGCAGUAUCUCCGAAACAUGGUGGAUUGCUUGCAGGAGAAAAAUGAUAAGAACACAGGGAUACACGUGCAGCUGCAGGAGAUGAAGGGGCUGUACCAGGCCAGCCAGGAGGAGCUGGAGCAGCAGAAACACAUGUAUGACCAGCUGGAGCAGGACCUCCUGCUGGCACAGCAGGAGCUGACAGACCUCAAGACCAGCAAGACCGCCUGUGAAGACAAGGGAGACCAGUGUGAUGCACUGCUGUCCAGACUGACAGAAUUGCAGGACAAGUUCAAAGCCAGCCAGCAGGAGAUGGGGCACCUGCAGAUGGAGCAGUGUGAACUCUUGGAGGAUCAGAGGAGACUGCAGGAGGAGCAGGGCCAGCUUCAGGAAGAGCUGCACAGGCUCAUAUUCCCACAGCCCAAAUGUGGCCUCUUGCAGAAGAGUCAGGAGCUGCUUUCAAAGUUGCAAGACCUGUGUGAAAUGCAGCUGCUUUACCAAAACAUGCAGGACGAGCAGAGAAAACUGGUACAAAACCAGGAAAGCGUAUUAAAGGAGCAGUUAGAGGCGCACAGAGAACUCCGGGAUUUCAAAGAGACUAACUUCCAGGGAGUUUUGGCAAACCCUCACGAUGCCAAAGGGCCUAGGUCCUCCAACUGUGAGAACAAGUCCAAGGUGCUUAUGAACCAGCUGCAGGCCCUGCAGGUGCUGUACCACACCAGUCAGAGGCAACAGGAGCUCCUGCAGCAGGAGCACGGGCGGCUCCUGGAGGAGCGUAAGAGGCUGCAGGCUGAGCUCCAGCUCUGCAUGGAGGAAAUGCAGCUGUUGCAAACCCAGUCCCCCACCAUAAAGAAGAGCCUUGAGUCCUACAGGAAGAGCUCAGGCAGCACAGCCCCCAGCAAUGAAAGCUUCAACAGGAGCUACGGCAGCACCGUGGAGGAAAAUGAAGGCUAUGAGAAGAGUUACAUAAGCUCCCAGGCCAGCAACGAGAGCUUCCUCAAGAGCUAUGACAGCAGCACCAGCACCAACGAAGCCUAUCAGAAGAGCUACCGCUCCAGCAGCACAAGUGUCACCUGUAAGAAGAGCUACAGCAGUUCUGCUAGUUCUGAAACCCUUUACAAGAGUUACAUCAGCAGUGGUCCUGAUGAGGACCCAGCCGAGCCUGAAGACCUGGAGCACUUUGAGGAAACAGUGGCCAAGGUGCUGACCAAGUUGCAGGCAAUGAAGGCCCUGUACCAGGUGAGCCAGGAGGCCCACGGCCAGCUGCAGGAGCAGAUGAGCAGGCUGCUGGCCAAGCAGAAGGAGCUGAAGGCCGAGCUGGAGUGCUGUGAGAGGGACUUGAAGGAGUGCAUGGAAAGCCUUGAGAAGCCUGCCGUGCCCCAGAGUGACAAGAGUGAGAUCAAAGAGCUGCAGACUAAGCUGCGGGAGCUGCAGCUGCAAUACCAGGCUAGCAUGGAUGAGCAGGGGCGGCUUCUGGCAGUGCAGGAGCAGCUGGAGGGGCAGCUGCAGUGCUGCCAGGAAGAACUCCGCCAACUCAAGGAAAACAGGCCCUCCAUUAGCUCAGAAGCCAGGGGGAAGAAUUGCAAUAAGAAUAUGAACAAGAAUGCCAAUGGAGUUAAAAAUAAGAAGGUGAGCAAGGCAUGCUCAGAGACAUCAGAGAGCAGCUUUGAGAAAGAGAAGAGUCUGGAGGUGGUGCUGUACUACAAGGCCAGCCAGAGGAAAUUAGAUGAGCUAAUGAAAGAGGAAACAGAGAUGGAAGAGUCCAAAAUGAAUGAAAAACAAGCCAAGAAAGAACCGUGUGAGCUGGCUGCUAAGCCAGCAGGUCCUAGGGAAGAGUCAACAGAAGAGGAGGAGGGAGACUACGAAGAGUGCAAAGAAAGGGAGGACAAGGAAGACAAUGAAGAAGAAGAUGAGGAGGAGGAGGAGUGCUCUGAGACUGCCGAGAAGGGCAAAGCCCUUGAGCUUUCUGAGAGCAAAAAGAACAUGUUUGGGAUGUGGAAGCCUGUGGUAUUCUUGGCUAUUGCAGCAGUAGCUCUGUAUGUGUUACCCAACAUGAGACCGCAGGAUACAGAAUACUGCUACAUGGAGUGAUGGCAGACCUGGGCCAGCACAGAGGGCAAAUUCCCAGAGGCCACCACCCUCACCUUUGGGCAGAACACACUGUGCCAGAGCCCCCACCCCACCCAUGUGUCCCUGUCUCCUUUGCCUGAGCCACUCAGACUGGAAAGCAUUAUAGGAGUUGCUGGCUCUCAACCGCCUGCCUUGUGUAAGAACCUGGGUUACUUGUAAUUAAAUGUCAACCUAAUUACACGAGAUGCUGUGUGGCUUUUUCU
Acomys russatus (golden spiny mouse) is the source of this 3824-nucleotide messenger RNA. It is a transcript of the gene Ccdc136, whose product is annotated as coiled-coil domain containing 136. NCBI's taxonomy places the organism in Eukaryota, Metazoa, Chordata, Mammalia, Rodentia, Muridae. Gene Ontology annotation, cellular component: acrosomal membrane. The transcript is spliced from 18 exons. Bases 1 to 3582 code for a protein of 1193 amino acids. The record is from RefSeq and is a predicted model, not a curated record. Gene Ontology annotation, biological process: single fertilization; acrosome assembly.